This is a messenger RNA of Pestalotiopsis fici W106-1, 1074 nucleotides long. RefSeq lists its product as uncharacterized. The coding region runs from base 1 to 1074 and encodes 357 amino acids. The record is from RefSeq and is a predicted model, not a curated record. Gene Ontology annotation, molecular function: transmembrane transporter activity. The transcript has 3 exons. Gene Ontology annotation, biological process: transport. Lineage: Eukaryota; Fungi; Ascomycota; Sordariomycetes; Amphisphaeriales; Sporocadaceae.
AUGAAAAUCUGGACCCUUCACAUGGCGGUAGCCGUCGCAUGCGGCCAGGCUCUUGACACGAUCCAAUAUGGUGCAUUUCUGCAGACCGCUACCUACUCGGUCGCCAACCAAUUGGGAUAUUUUGUGGCCAACGGACUCAAUGUGGUCUACAACCAGGUCCCGAAUAGCACCGCAGCAUUCCAGUCAAUUCUCAGUGGGCAAUACGAUAUCCUUACGGCAACGGUUGACAAUGCCCUCAACUAUCGCUUUAACCAAGCACAGAAUGUGACGGUGCUCGGUCAACUCGAUCAGGGUCCGGAUCUCGUUCUAGCGUCAGUCCCGAACAUUACCGACAUCAGUCAGUUGAAGGGCAAACCUAUCAUCGUGGAUUCGCCGUCCAGCGGCUAUGCAUAUCUGCUUCAAAACUCACUCGCGGCCAAUGGUUUGUUUCUGAACGCCAGUGACUACUAUUUCAUGACUGUGGGUGGCACGGCAGCCAGAUACUCGGCGCUUGUCAACGGAGUGCUUCCCAACGGAACAGUCGUCUAUGCAACAAUCCUCACCUAUCCAUUCACGGUCGAGGGGGAAGCUUUGCCCCAGGGGAGUGCUCCUAACAUUCUGGCCCGAAUCUCGGAUACUGUCGCUCCCAUUACCUCAAGCGCAUUCACUGUCGGCGAGGCCAACAUUGAGGACCCGAGUGAGUCUUCAUUAGUGGUACGCUUCUUAGCGGCCAUGUAUGGAGCAAAUCAGUUUCUCCAGAACUCUGCCAACUCGGCCUGCUCCAUUGGCGCGAUUGAAGCCCAGCUUGGCCUCUCCCAAGACGUCGCCACGACCGAGUACGCGUCCGUUGUCAACAGUCUGACCGGAGAGAUAUCGCCCGGUGGUAAUUUUACCGUAAGUCAGGAGGGCAUCAUGAAUGACUUUGCGAUUAGGCAGAAAUUUGGCGGAUUUGCCAGUCUGCCCGCCAAUUUUGAUGUUGACGAGGCACUUGCACCUGGGCCCGGAAAACUCAUUGACUACACACUGAGGGAUGCCGCCGUCGCCCUUUUCCUCCAAAAUCCUUACUACUCAAAUUGUACAUUGGGAGACAAUUGA